Messenger RNA from Monodelphis domestica (gray short-tailed opossum), 1379 nucleotides. It is a transcript of the gene USP50, whose product is annotated as ubiquitin specific peptidase 50. NCBI's taxonomy places the organism in Eukaryota, Metazoa, Chordata, Mammalia, Didelphimorphia, Didelphidae. Gene Ontology annotation, molecular function: cysteine-type deubiquitinase activity. The record is from RefSeq and is a predicted model, not a curated record. Gene Ontology annotation, biological process: protein deubiquitination.
UGGAAUGGUACCUGAAGUACAGAUGAAAACCAGUUUGGAGCUACCUGUUGGGGGGGGGGGAAUAGAAAUUAUUUUUUAAAAAUCAAGUCAACAGAGAGUGUGAAAGAGAGAAAGAAAUGAAGUUAAAAGGUUAGACAAGCCUCAAUAGCAGUAACAACCCAACACUCUCCUUCCCCAUGGCUUCCAGAUGUCCUCCUGAUGACUUCAAAAUCUAUUAUGUACUCACAGAAUGUACAGAUUAUAGUGACAGCAGCUCUGCCAAAGAGUCUAACAUGGCCCAGCAGCACUCCCAAGGUGUGACAGGUCUUCGUAACCUAGGCAACACAUGCUACAUGAAUGCCAUCUUGCAAUGUCUCUGCAGUAUCACUCCAUUGGUGGAGUAUUUCCUUUCCGGAAAGUACAUCACCGCUCUCCAAAAAGACAGUGGUGAGGCUGCCACUGCUUUUGCAUACCUGAUGACAGACAUGUGGCUUGGAGACUCAGAUUGCGUCUCACCCGAAGUGUUUCGGACAGCCAUUGGAAAAAUCUAUCCAACAUUUCUGAAGAGGACACAGCAAGAUGCCCAGGAAUUCUUGAUUUAUGUCCUGAAUGAACUUCAUGAGGCUUUGAAGAAGUAUCGUCGGAAAAAACCCCACGAGAAAGUAACUACAAAGUGCUACAGGAAGGUGGCUUCCAGUGAAUCCUCCAUCAUCACUCGGCUUUUUGAAGGGCAGCUCAAUUACGACAUCGUAUGCUUGAAGUGCGAAAACUGCACCUAUAAAAACGAAGUCUUCACUGUCCUGUCCCUUCCGAUUCCAUCAGAGUGCGAAUGUUCCCUUCAGGAAUGUCUUGGAUGCUUCUUUCAACAAGAUACACUCACCUGGAAUAACCAAAUUCAUUGUGCUUUCUGCGAAUCCAAGCAAGACGCAGCUGUCAGAGCUAGUAUAGCCAAAGCACCAAAGACAGUUAUUUUUCACUUAAAGAGGUUUGACUGUCAGGGUAGAAUGAAGAGGAAAUUAAGGACAGAUAUCCAUUACCCACUCAACAACUUGGAUCUUUCUCCUUAUAUUUAUCCACUUUUUCGGAAACAUCCUAAAUACAGCCUUUGUGGAGUGGUGAACCACUUUGGUGAUCUAGAUGGCGGCCACUACACGGCAUUCUGCAAGAACACAGUCAGCCAGACCUGGUAUAGCUUUGACGACACUCGAGUUUGUGAGAUUCCAGAUUCUUCAGUCCAAACCGCCGCUGCAUACCUCCUCUUCUACAGUUGUCAGCCUUUUUCUAUACCUACCCCAAAAUGCAAGUGCUAGGAAAGCGUUUUCUGAACACUGCGGAGCAUUAGAUCACAAAUCACAGUGGUAGCCGUUUUGCUUAAAAUUAAACCUGUGCAUCUGAUAUGA